GGUGUGUUUGUGUACGACGUGUAUGUGCCGGUACCCGACGAGAUGGAGGAGGACGGGGGCAACGGAGGAGGAGCGGCGGGUGGCGGCGCAGGUGCAGCAGCAGGGGAGGAGGAGCUGUGGCCCUGGGAGGAGGCGCCCGAGGGCGAGGACUGGACCGUACCGGUCAUUGAGGUAGCUGAGGAGGACGAUGAGUUCUUCUGGGGGGGUCAGCUGGAGGCGGAGGCGGCUCAGCGUGCUGCGGAGGCGGAGGAGCAUGACAGCGAGGACUCCAACGCGGAAAGCUACUACGCCAACUCCUACCCGG
Astrephomene gubernaculifera is the source of this 304-nucleotide messenger RNA. The record is from the annotation of a GenBank genome assembly. NCBI's taxonomy places the organism in Eukaryota, Viridiplantae, Chlorophyta, Chlorophyceae, Chlamydomonadales, Astrephomenaceae.